Molecule: messenger RNA, 1242 nt
Organism: Beauveria bassiana ARSEF 2860
Lineage: Eukaryota; Fungi; Ascomycota; Sordariomycetes; Hypocreales; Cordycipitaceae
Product: sterigmatocystin 8-O-methyltransferase
Exons: 2
Coding region: 1-1242 (413 amino acids)
Molecular function (GO): O-methyltransferase activity
Source: RefSeq, a predicted model, not a curated record
AUGGAAGACAACCCCGUAAAGAUCAUUGCCCAACUGGCCAGGUAUGAUAACUAUAGCUUGGCGCACGAUCCAUCAGCACGGCGAGCUGCUCUGGCGCUAUCCAAGAAACUCUCAUUUUGCUUGGAAGAUCCAGAGACCCUGGCCAUGGGGACUGCUAUGGCGCCGAUGAGCAAUCUGGCAGUUCGUAUCGCCAUUGAUCUCGACCUCUUUUCCCUCCUCGUCGCCCAAUCUCACCCCGUAUCGUCGUCCUUCAUCGCCGCAUCCACGCACAGCGACCCGACGCUCGUCCAUCGGAUCCUGCGCGCCUGCAGCAGCAUCCACCUCGUCCAGCAGGAAUCUGCCGACGACAACGACAACGACAACGACCACGCCGACUCGUGGUCCGCCAAUGCCGUUACGCGAGAAAUGGCCCGCGGCCCCAUGCCCGCCUGGCACCGCAUGUGGUGGGACUUACUCCUAACGUCGGCCAUGGCCGCGCCGUCCUUCCUCCGGGACCGCAAGCACCAGGCCCACGACGACCCCGCGCGGGGCAUCCUGCAGCGCGCCUUUCACGCCGCCGACGGUAUCGCGCCGUACGACGUGCUUCAGAGUAGACCCGCGCUGCACCGCGACUUUAACGACGCCAUGGCCGUCAACACCGGCCAGCCCGCGCCGUGGUUCCGGCUCUUUCCCGCGGAGCAGCAUCUCCUCGCUGACUUGUCCUCCUCCUCCUCCUCCUCUCCCUCCGCGGUGCUGGUCGACGUCGGGGGCGGCAAGGGCCACGAUUUGCAAGCCUUUUACGAGGCGUUUCCAGACAGCGGCCGCGCUGGGGCGCUUGUGCUGCAGGACCUGCCACCCGUCAUUGACAGCAUCGAGCCGGGCACGCUGGAUCCCGCUCUUGUGACGCAAAAGCACGACAUUUUCACCAGACAACCAGUACGCGGCGCGAGAGCCUACUUUUUGCGUCGCGUGCUGCACCAGUGGCCAGAUAAAUACUGCCUGCGCAUCUUGAAGGAGCUGUGGAAUGCGAUGCGGCCAGCCUACUCGAGGUUGCUUAUAUACGAGGCAAUUCUGCCAGAUGCGGGCGCGGCGCGGGCCUUGUGCGAGCUGGACCUGUGCGUCAUGUCAUUUAGUGGUGGGAUGGAGCGGUCCAAGAGUCAGUGGGUGGCGCUGUUGUCGAAAGCUGGGUUUGACGUUGUCAAGUUCUGGCAGACGAAUCCAAAUGCAGAUGGAAUCGUCGAAGCAGUAGUGAGUGCUGUAUAG